AUGAAGCUGAACAUGUUGUCUCGACCAUUACACUGGGGUCUCCUGCUUCUUUGUAUAGUAAGCUUCUGCAGCCAGCUUGUGUCCACUGGCAACCAAAGCUCCCGAGGACAGAGAGGGUCAUCGCAGGAGAGGACGGGGACUUGUGAAGUGGUUGCAGCUCAUCGUUGCUGCAAUAAGAACAAGAUUGAGGAACGCUCUCAAACAGUCAAGUGCUCCUGCUUCCCAGGACAGGUGGCAGGGACAACAAGGGCUCUGCCCUCUUGUGUUGAAGCCUCCAUUGUUCGUCUGAAGUGGUGGUGUAAAAUGGAGCCGUGUCUGGAGGGGGAAGAUUGCCGUGUUCUCCCUGACCUCACCGGUUGGUCAUGUAUCUCAGGGAACAAAGUAAAGACCACAAAGGUGGCACGGUAG
Molecule: messenger RNA, 408 nt
Organism: Cottoperca gobio
Lineage: Eukaryota; Metazoa; Chordata; Actinopteri; Perciformes; Bovichtidae
Product: chemokine-like protein TAFA-4
Exons: 4
Coding region: 1-408 (135 amino acids)
Molecular function (GO): receptor ligand activity
Source: RefSeq, a predicted model, not a curated record